This is a messenger RNA of Rhododendron vialii, 6987 nucleotides long. RefSeq lists its product as uncharacterized. The record is from RefSeq and is a predicted model, not a curated record. The transcript has 15 exons. The coding region runs from base 300 to 6656 and encodes 2118 amino acids. Lineage: Eukaryota; Viridiplantae; Streptophyta; Magnoliopsida; Ericales; Ericaceae.
UCUCUCUGUCUCUCACUCUCCGCAAGUGGGAAAAAAAAAGGAGCGCUCUACACUCUCUCUCUCCAACUCCACUUUUUCUCUCUAUAUCUAAUCGAUAUACAUCGGUCGCCGUAUCUCUUCUUCCACUCCUCGUACUUGAUCCGCCGUCGAUUUCCGAUUCCGGUAGUUUACUUUCUCCUCCGCCGUCGUUUUCAGCUUAUUAGGGUUUACUUCGGAACCCUGCCCUAGGGUUAUGAAGCACAGCAGGCGGCCGUAAAACUCGCAGGAUUUGGUCUCCGGAUGGAGGGAGGUGUACACCGAUGGAUUAUGAUGACAACGAUUUUCAAGGCCAGAAUCUUCACUUAGCUGGUGAAGGGAGCUCAAAAUUCUCUCCCGUUCUGCAUCCAUAUGCUCUUCCCAAGUUUGAUUUUGAUGACGGCCUUCAGAGCCACCUGAGGUUUGAUAGCCUUGUUGAAAACGAGGUUUUUCUUGGCAUACCAAGUCAAGAAGACAAUCAGUGGAUUGAAGAUUUUUCUCGGGGAAGUAGUGGAAUAGAGUUUAGUCCAAGUGCUGCGGAAUCUUGCUCCAUCUCUAGGCGCAAUAAUGUUUGGUCUGAGGCAACAUCGUCUGAAUCUGUCGAAAUGUUGUUAAAAUCUGUUCGGCAGGAAGAGAUGGUCCCUGGGGACACGAUCAUUGAAGAAUCAGAUGCUUGUCGUGAAUUGGGUGGCUUGACGGAGGGAAUGGAGCAUCAUUUGAAGCAAGAUGAUGAAGCAAAGGAUGGUAUGAAUUUGGAACCUGCUGGGGCGUCGGCAUUCCUGAGUUCAAAUUUUUCUUGUGAAACGCAUGUUAUAAUUGGGUCUGAAGGAGUUGAUAGAAAAUGUGAUGAUACCACUCAAGCUGAAGUUGAUAAUUCACUUGAUGAUUCUCACGAUAUUAAGUUGCAAAAAGAUUCUUCUGGUGCAGGGAUGCAAAUUGGUGAUAUAGAUUCUGAUUCACAGGAUAUUGCUGUGGCAAGUGUUCAGUUGUUGAAAACUCAGGAACCUGAGCAUCAGGAUAGGGAGAUUAGUAUUGGUAAUACGAGUCGUUUAUCAUUAGGCAUUGGUAAGGCAGUGGAGAAUCAGCAGGUUCUUAGUGAGGACGCUGAUGCGGAUGAUCAAAUUUUGAAAGGAAUUGAGGUUAGUCCUGGUUGCCAAAAUUUAGAGGGAAUUCAUUCUCCUUCAGAGGCAACAUAUAUUGAAGAACAUAGGGUUGAAAGUGGUAUCAGCAAUAUUGAGGAAACUCUGAGCUUGCCACCUAAAGGGGAAAGCAAUUCACAGAUAGCUGAAGGGUGCAGCAAGGAUCUAAGAUCGACAGACCCUGAAAAGGCUAGCAAAUGUGAACCUGUGGAUUUGUCCCAUGACAACAUAGUUGCUGGGGGUGAUAGUAAUAUUGAAGAGCAUGCCAUUGAGGCCAUCACCAAGGAAGAUGGAAUUCCUUCCAGUUCAGAGCUGAAGAUUGAUCAGACCCGUCUGCAGGGAAGCGAUAACCAAUUAUGGAGUGAGGCUUCAGUCAGUUAUUCUGAGGCAUCUUUGAUGUCUGGGGUAGACAAUAAGCUUUUUGAUGGUCAGGGUGAUGGAAGCAGCAAUUAUGUGGGAGAUCUUCCUAGUUUGCAGAUAGCAUGCUCUUCAACUGAAUUGAUUGGAGAAAAACAUGCAGCUGAAAAUUUGGAAGGUAUGGGUGAUGCUUCUGCAGUCCACAACAAGGAUUUAGAUGCUGAAGAUCAUGCCUUAUCUCACAUGGCAGUUGGAUCGGUACAAACAUACAAAGGUAAUAUUGUCUCAAGUUCCAAUGAAGUGCAAUCUAACCAAGAUGUUUCUGUUAAUGAAAGAGAUGAUGGUGAGUUGCCUAAGGAUUCGAGUACUAUGGAUUCUGCCAUUGUUAAAUCACGUAGAAGUGUCGAGAGGGUUGCACAGUUGUCUCAAGUAGAUGAUAUGAAAGUAAAUAUCGAGUUAGCUCAUCAAUCAGAAUGGCUUGUUACCGCAGGAGAUGAACCAGCUUUAAAUGUUGUGGAACAGACAAAUGUGGCAUUGCAUGACACGGUCGAUGGUGCUCCAUUGCUUUCUGGGACUGUUACUACUGCAGAUAAAGGUUCUGAUCUCUUGGACAAAAACACGAAGACUGGAGGCGGAUCCCCAGAAGAUACAAAUUUGUUGUCCUUCAAGGAUGGUUCACAAGGGGCAAGUGAUCUAUGCCCUGUUUUGGAAGUUGAAAAAAGUGUCUCUCAGAGUUCCACUUUGGAGACAAGUAAUUUAGAUAGUUGGAUUGAACAAUCUGUUAAAUCGGGACACAAGGCGGAUGUUCAAUCAUUGCCAAUGGUGGAGACUUGUAAUAAAACAAGUGGGAGUGAACAAGUGGUGAAGGCCAAUGAAAUUAGUCAAACCUCUUCUUGUCAGUUGGAAGUUUGUCUUAAUCUUGGUGAUUCAGCAGUCAAAGAGGGUAGCAAGGCUGAAAGAUUACUUAGUCCUGGGAACUGUGAAAAAGCGGCUGUGCAGAGAAAUCAUGAAGUGGCACCAUCAAAAGUUGCAGGUGGAGGCCAUUCUGUGGAUUUUGUUAAACCUCUUUCUGGGAUGCCAACUGUCAGCUCCUUUGUCCUUUCUCAAAGUGAAAAAGAGGGUGUCAAGGAGUCCAUGGGUGGUACUGUUUCUCUUACUGAGAUCACUGUUCAGUCUACUUCCCACGAUGUUAGUGGAGACAAUCCUGCCAAAGAUGAGAGGGUUCAUCUGUCAGCAAGUCUAUCUGAAAGAGAGGCUACCAAGGAUGGGGAAUCAGUUACAGCCAUCCAGACAUGCACAAAACCGAUGAUUGUUGAGGGAUUCCCUUCAACACCUGCCGUAGUUCAGAUGGAUCCUAAGAUGGUAUCGGAACUUUCUCGUGGAAGUUCUCAAGCACCUGAUGGGGAGACUGCAAGUGGAGGUUCCAAAAGCACCCCGGAGCGUAAAACAAGGCGAGCACCAGGUAGGUCAACAAGGAAAGAAAAUUCCAGAAGAGGAAGCCAUGUCAAGGAAACUACCCCUGGGAAUGUUGAAAGCAGUCGUACAACACCACGUGCUGUUGUUUCCAUUCCUACCUCCAAUUUACCAGAUUUGAACACUUCAGCUCCACCCUCUGUAUCGUUUCAUCAGCCUUUCACAGAUUUACAACAAGUGCAAUUGCGAGCACAGAUCUUUGUUUAUGGAUCGCUGAUACAACGAGCAGCUCCUGAUGAAGCAUGUAUGGUUUCUGCCUUUGGAGCAUCUGAUGGCGGAAGGAGCGUUUGGGAGCCUGUUUGGCGCUCUUAUAUGGAAAGGGUUCAAGGUCAGAAGUCCCAUCCCAACAAAUCCGAAACCCUUGUGCAACCACGUUCAGGUGCUAGGCCUACUGAUCAACCAAUAAAACGUGGUGCACGUCAAAGUAAAGCGGUUCCUUCACCUCUUGGUCAAGCGAGUAGCAAGGGUACCCCUUCACCUCUUGGUCAAGCAAGUAGCAAGGGUACCCCUUCACCAGUUUCUAAUCCUAUGAUACCUCUUUCAUCGCCGCUUUGGAACAUAUCUACUCCUGGUGAUGUUUUGCAGUCCAGUGGCUUGCCAAGAAUACCGGUUCUUGAUUACAAGCAAACACUUCCUCCCAUGCAUCCAUUUCAAACCCCACCUACACGGGGUUUUAUUGGACAUAAUUGGCUAUCUCAAACCCAUUUUCCUGGUCCUUGGGUUGCUUCUCCACAGACUUCCACUUCUGAUGCCAAUGCUCGUUUCUCUGUGUCGCCUAUGACAGAGACAGUUAAAUUAAACCCGGUUAAAGAAUCAUCUGUUCUUGUUACCUCUGAAGCAAAGUAUGCAUCUCCUAUUACCUUGGUCCAUAGCAGUGGUCCUGGUGUUAUUGCAGCGACUUCAUCCCUCUCCGACAUGAAAAGGACUGCUGUAUUGCCUAGUCCUAAUUCCACUGGUCCUAAGGCAAGAAAAAGGAAAAAGGUUGAUGCUUUUGAGGAUCUUGGUCAGAUCUCUUUGCUCGCUCAAACUCGGACAGAAUCAGUAUCUGCUCCUAUUGUUGCUAGUCAUUUUUCUACGUCAGUCAUGGUAUCCACUCCAAAUAUUUUUGCAUCUAAAGCCGAUGCAGUUAAAAUUGUCGCAUCUGUUUCUCCUUCAUCUUCCACUGAUCAUCCAAAAACAACGGAACAGAACGUAAAGCAGAAUGUUAUGUCAGAGGAUACUUUAAGUAAAGUUGCAGAGGCUAAGCAACAUGCCGAAGAUGCAGCUACUCUCGCUGCUGCUGCAGUAAGUCACAGCCUAAGUGUGUGGAGUCAGUUGGAUAAGCUGAAGAACUCUGGGUUGACUCCAGAUGUUGAAGGUAAGUUAGCUUCUGCGGCAGUUGCAGUUGCAGCGGCUGCUUCUGUUGCAAAGGCAGCAGCUGCAGCUGCUGAGAUUGCAUCGAAUGCUGCACUCCAAGCAAAAAUGAUGGCUGAUGAAGCGUUGGCCCCUGGCAGAACUAGCAAUCCUGCUCAGGGUUCUGCAUCUUCUCUUUCUGCAGUGAACAAUUUUGGAAACGCUUCUCCUGCUUCCAUUUUGAUGGGAGGGAAUGUGAGCACCUCUUCCAGUUCCAUAUUAGUUGCUGCUAGGGAAGCUGCUAGAAAGAGGGUUGAAGCUGCUUCAGCUGCAUCAAAACAGGCUGAAAACUUGGAUGCUAUUUUAAAAGCUGCUGAGUUGGCAGCAGAAGCAGUUUCACAAGCAGGAAAAAUUGUUGCCAUGGGCGAUCCUUUGCCUUUGAGUGAAUUAGUAAAAGCUGGUCCAGAUGGCUAUUGGAGAGUUCCACAACAGCCCCCGGAACAGGGGGUAGUAUCGAAUAACGAGAAUAGAGAACGAUCUGAAGUACGUAUCAUCGAAAAUUGUCCUCAUGUUGCCAAGGAGGCACCAUCAGAGCCAAAGAUUGUAAACCCUCAUUUGGCACCUCCGUCAGGAGAGGUCCCCAGGGAGUCAAUAGAAGAUCAUGUGAGGGCAGCUGAUGGGUUAUCAAGCUCCCUUAAAACCAGACAGACAGAUUCUAGAGCAAAAAGGAGUCGUAGGGCGUUGGACCUAUCCAAAACCAUAGGCGUGGUUCCUGAAUCUGAGAUUGAGUCAAGAACUGUUUCCAUCACUGCUCAAGAUGAAUAUGAAAAGGAAGGGGAGGUUGUCGAGGAGGAGACCGGCAUAAAGGACGGUUGCCUUGUGGAGGUUCGAAAAGAUGGUGAUGGGUUUAAAACAGCUUGGUUCUCAGCCAAUGUUUUGAGCUUGAAGGAUAGAAAAGCUUUUGUUAGGUACACUGAACUCCAAUCAGAUGAAGGUUCAGGGAAGCUAAGGGAAUGGGUAGCGCUUGAAGGUGAAGCCAACAAUGCACCCAGAAUACGCAUUGCCCAUCAUAUUACCGCCUUGCAAUUUGAAGGAACUAGGAAGAGACGCAGAGCGGCCAUGGGAGAUUAUCAGUGGUCUGUUGGAGAUAGAGUUGAUGUGUGGAUGCAAGAUUGCUGGAGAGAGGGAGUUCUCACAGAAAAGAACAAAAAGGAUGAGAGUAUAUUAACUGUCCAUUUUCCAGCUGAAGGGGAAACUUCAGUUGUUAAAGCUUGGCAUCUACGGCCGACACUCAUUUGGAAUGAUGGGGAGUGGAUUGAAUCCAGAUCAAAAGACAAGGGCCCUUCUACCCAGGGAGACACGCCUCAGGAAAAGAGAUUAAAGUUGGGCAUUCCUGCAAUAGAGAACAGAGAAAAGGAUAAGAUGUCUAACAAUAUUGAAUUUGGAGAAUCUGAGAAGCCUGAAGAGUCACGCUUACUGCCAUUAUCUGCCAAUGAAAAAGUAUUUAACGUUGGUAAGAACAUUGAAGAUCAGAAUAAGCCUGGUGCUCUUAGAACAUUACGGACUGGUCUUCAGAAAGAAGGGUCAAGAGUGGUUUUUGGUGUUCCUAAACCUGGAAAGAAAAGAAAAUUUAUGGAAGUAAGCAAACAUUAUGUUGCAGAGAGGAGCAGCAAAACUAAUGAAUCAAAUGAUUCGGUUAAAUUUGCAAAGUAUCUGAUGCCCCAAGGAUCAGGACCUCGUGGAUGGAAAAAUACUAAAAUAAUUUCAAAGGAAAAACAGGCAACUGAAUCCAAGACUAAGGUUCUGAAGUCUGGAAAAUCACUUAGCGUUUUCGGCAGAACCCUACCUCAGAAGGAUAAGGUUUCUGCUCAAAAUGAUGGCCCUGCCAUGGAUCAUAUGAUCAAGGAUUCUGGUAUCACCGAUGAGAAUGUAUCAAGAAAGCAGAGAUUGGUAGAAUUUGGAGCAUUCUCUAAACCUGAAGGAUCUGCAGAAGGCCCAGCCUUAUUUUCAUCACUAGCUCCUUCAUCAGAUGCUCCUUCAAAGAAAACGUCCACGUCAAAUACCAGAUCUGAACGGGGUAAUGGAGGAAAACUUGCACACUCUAGCGGAAAGUUGGCUAAAGGUGAGGUGGACAAACUCGAUUAUGGUAACCCAGGGAAAUCAAUAUCUGAAACUGCGGAGCCGCGCAGAUCAAAUCGCAGAAUUCAACCAACAUCAAGGCUAUUAGAAGGAUUGCAAAGCUCACUCGUAAUCCCAAAGUUUCCUGCUGUUUCACAUGACAAAAGUCACCGAAACCAGAGCAGGGGUGGUACUUCUUCUAAAGGGAAUAACCAUGGUUGACCAGAGCUUCCAAAAGAAUGGUGAUCUUGGCCAAUGAAAUCCGAAGAAUGUUGAAUGACUAGAAAACCUGCACAGUUUGUGUGUAUAUUUAUGGUAGAAUAGGAAAGUAGGAAGGGAAAUUCUCACCUCCUGAAGGUUCCAAUGUGAAAUUUAGUUCGUUGAUGUCAUAUUGGUUUUAGUUGUCACACACAGUUAUCGUCUCUGUAGGCUUUUGCUGUAAUAGGUUUGCAGAUGGAAACUACCCAUGUAGUUGGAUUAGAAUUGCUGGAAUUUUCGUAGUCGAUUGAUCGUUAACGUUUGGUUGCUUCGUAUUGGAUUCUAGUUUCUGACA